Messenger RNA from Lytechinus pictus (painted urchin), 3758 nucleotides. RefSeq names its product lysosomal proton-coupled steroid conjugate and bile acid symporter SLC46A3-like. Gene Ontology annotation, biological process: transmembrane transport. The transcript is spliced from 6 exons. Gene Ontology annotation, cellular component: membrane. Lineage: Eukaryota; Metazoa; Echinodermata; Echinoidea; Temnopleuroida; Toxopneustidae. The record is from RefSeq and is a predicted model, not a curated record. Bases 686 to 2113 code for a protein of 475 amino acids. Gene Ontology annotation, molecular function: transmembrane transporter activity.
AACCAAUACUAGUAUCCUUGAGUCCAGUGGAUAGUAUACGGGAAGGAGGUGGGUGGCGCGUUGGGUGGAAUGAAGAUUUCAAAUGGAUUCAUUUUGUUGUCAACUCGACAUAAUUAUAUCCAGAUUAAGUUCAUUUCAGUAUGACAUCAGUCGGAUUAGGAUGUAAACGAGAGUGUGUAUUAAUACAUGCCAGUGAUGUCAUGUCACGGAAACUGGUUCGAAAUAUUACUUGUGAGUGAUCUUGUAUAAACAAGUGUGGUUUGGUUCAGAGGAUCCUCUGAAUAAAAAUGUAGAUAUACAUUAGCAUUAUUUUUUCAACAUGUAGUGUUCAAUUCACUAAGGAAAUUAGAAUCCAAACCUAUAUUUUCCUUUUCCAUACCGUCUCCCAGAGUGUAUAGGUAGGCCUACUUUUUUCUAUGCAAUAUAAUCCUUAUUCUUUGAGAAUAAAGAGCAGUCACAUGCUAUUGCAUAACACUGUAAAUAUACUUGAAAUGUAAAGAAAAGAAAGUCUGCACUAUCGAUUCUUCACUUGCGUCUGUUUAAGAAGAAACCGUUUGUGUACGGUCUGGUGUACGCCGGAGAGCUCGGAUAUCAACAUCUUACAUCCAUGUCAACUUAGGACGAACUUAUAUGAGGAGUUAUCACUUAUGUUCCUCCCUGGGUUUAUAAAGGAAAAGAAAUCGAAAUGACUAUCCUGGAUAUAAUCAGCAGUGGCUUCAGGAAAUGUGGUCUUCAGUUGGUCCUGUUCUUGUACAUUGCUGGGAUGACCUUACAGUUUCCUAUAUGGCAGAAUAUGAUCAUCCACCGUCUGUGCCUGGAACGAUAUGGGGUAGAAGUCUGUGACAACCUCUCUAAGAAUCCUCAAGCAGAAUCUGAAGUUCAAAUGGUAUCAUCACGUCUUCUUACCAUACAAUCAAUCUUCACUGAUAUCCCUGGUGCCAUCGCUGCUUUGUUGUUGGGAUCACUCAGUGACAAGAUUGGUAGGAAGCGAGUCCUGCUCUUCCCAUGUUGCGGUUCUCUUCUCUUGAGUCUCGUCCUACUUCUUCAGUCAAUAAUACCAGUUGUGUACUUACCCUUGGUCAUCCUCAGCUGCUUGAUUUUUGGUGUCAGCGGUGGGAUCCAGACCUUCAUGACUACCGCUGUGAACAUCAUCACAGACACCACCCCUGUAGAGAAGCGAGCUGUGCGUAUAAGUCGCACCAUGCCCUUCUUUGGUCUUGGGAUGGUCGUCGGUAUGCUUUGCUCGGGGAUCCUUCCUCAAUUUCUAUCAAUCACUCAAGUUUACCUUCUUUACACUGCUUCCCAGUUCAUUGUCGUUGCUGUCGUUCUUCUUUUCUUUGACGAAACCCUUCCGAAAGUUGAAGAUGAGUCGAGCAAUGGGGAUAUCAAGGAAAACAAAGGCAAUAAAAACAGCUAUCUGGGUAUUGUUGGUUUGAUCAAACUCAUAUGGAGUAGUGUAACAGUAGGAAUCAAUGUUCUUACCUCAAGAGAGAAUCGCCCCUACCGAACUGCUCUCAUAGUGUUGUUGGUUGCGGGGAUGAUUGCUAACGCAUCAGCAAUGAUUGAAUUCAAUUUGAUUCUCCUCUAUACCAAACGAGCGCCUUUCCUGUGGUCACCCAAGGUAUACGGUAUAUUUUCUGCCUUCAAAAGCCUUAUGGGCAUCAUCGGCCAGGCCGUAGGUACCGGGAUGGUACUAGGUCUCCUUGGCGAACGUUCUCUCAAGAAUGAUUUCAAGCUAUUGCAGUUGGGCUCUAUAUCCGCCAUCUUGGUAACUCUCUUUACAGCAUAUGCUUCGUCUACAAAGUUUAUGAUGUUCGCUGCCCUAUUUGUACUAAUUGGUGCACCUUCAAGAUCAGCCAAUGGUUCAAUCGUCUCUCGUAUUGUUAGCCCUAGUCAGAAAGGUGCCUUCAUGUCCAUGGGAUCUUUCUUAAACACGCUGACCACUCCCAUACUAGGUGGUAUCUAUAAUGGUAUCUAUGCAUCAUCAGUCGAGACACGCCCUGGUCUUGUUUUUAUAUGUAUGGCUGUUAUUCAUGCAUUCGCAUUCCUUAUUGUCAGGUAUGUCAUUGCAAAUGUACCAGAUUCCGAAUCUACCAGCGAGAAAACUGAUUAACCGCUAUAGUUGCAUCACAGUAUACCUUUUGACUGAUGACAAAAUAACAAGGUGAAAAUAAAUUGUGAAAAUAGUAUACAUAGAUCCUGAAUCUUGGUUUAUCAAUCAAAUUAAUUCAAGAAAAUUUUUCGAACAAAGUGUGUAAUGGUCAAGUGACCUAUAGAAUAGUGCUGGAAAUUAAACAAUCAUAUUUAUUGUCCUAUUUGUAUUUCUUACAGGUAUGUAAUUUCAAAUAUACCAGAUUCCGAAUCUACCAGCGAAUGGUCAAGUGACCUAUAGAAUAGUGCUCGAGUAUAAACUUUUUAAUUAGAACACAGCUUGUCCUCAUAAUCCAGACCCACUAGCUCCAAUCCCACAAUAAUUCGCCAGUCAGGAUUCUAUGUAUAAGUCUUAAUUGACAAAAAUAUUAAUUUCGUCUCCAUGAAUAAAAAUUCAGGAAAUUAUUUUAUCUGUCAAAUACUGUCAAACUUUGAAAGAUGUAUCACUGGAAAUCUUUUAUUUUAACUAUAAAAAUUUGAAAAUUCAACACUCAAAUAAAGGUUUGAUAUUGAUAAGUAGUUGUAUAAUGAAUAUACUUCAUAACUUCAUUCGAGUAUUUUGUUUCUAAAAUUGACAUUAUUAUGGACCUGCAGACUUAUUAAUGUUCUUUAUAGUUUGUGGUUUUAUGGAUUUAUCAAAAUAUCAACAUAUCGCAACCCAAUAAGGAGGAGUUGCUUUGGAUUUACAAAAUAUAACAAUUCAAUGAUAAAACGAUUGCAGAGUUAGAAAGUAUAUAAUGUAAUAUUUACAAAUAAAAAGAUGAAUGCAUUCGCUAACCUGACAGAUAUAGGAAAAGAGAUAAAAGUAGGGAAAAGGGAAAUGAUAAUCUACAUGAUCUAUAAGUGAAACUUUAUUGGCAGAAAUAUUAUUAUGUUAAUCGUAUUUCAAUGACAUUGAGUCAAUAAGUAAUGCCUUCAUGAAACGGUGCACUGUAUAACUUGGUACUUAUUAUUAGACUGGAUUUGCAUUCCUUUUAACGGUAAAGAUAGAUAUUAUAGAUGGAAUUUUUUUUAAAUUAUAGAUUAGCUUUGGUUAGACCUGGCUAGAUUUUCAUUCGCAUUAUCAGACUCGUAAAUGUGUAUAUAAUAAUAGAGCAAUAAACCAUCUACACUCCUUUGAAUUUAUUUGAGUUUGGGAGUCGUUUUAUAUUGUAGAUAUUUGUAGUGUUGUAAACAGGUAAAGAAUCUUGAAUGAUACAUUCUUCAUAUUUAUGUAGGCUUAUUUUGAAGAGAAAGAUCCGUCAAACUGAGUCAUUAAAUCAUAAUAAUAAAACCCACAGAACAUUGUUUGGUGAAAAGCAUUUUUAUUUAAAUUUCACCUCAUUCAAACUUGUUCUCAAACUCUAUAUUAGAGACGAAAAUCGAUAUCAGUCGACGUGGUCGUGACUGGGUCAUUGCUGAUUGCCACAAGUGUUUGUUAAACAAUAACACUAUCCACUGAUUGACUAGUAUUAUACAUUUCUUUCUACCUCCAUGGUUUUAUUGACAUCGUGUGCAAAAAAAAACAUAUAAAUACUAAGAUUAUCUUUGUAUGAUCGCGAGCCAGUAUAUUAAUUCGUUUUUUCUGCAAAUUACGUAGAAAUAAAAAAUGAAACGGGCAUAUUAAA